UGUGGUUAGUCAUACAUUAGUUUCUGUAACGAUUGGUUUAAAAUUAAAUAAAAUCUAAUAAAAAUAUUUUUUUAAAUAAUUAUUUUAUGAAACGUAGAUCGGAUUUGUAAAAUAUUGAAGGAGUAAGCAAAGUGACAAAGACAAGAUGUUAAUCCUAAGAAAGUGUGGGGAGUUAUAUAAAUUACUAUUUAAUGAUAUUGUUGAUCCCAGGACAAUGCCAUGGUUUUUAGUUGCGAGACCGUAUCAGAUAGGAACUUUACUGGGUCUAUAUCUUAUGUUUGUAUUAAAAUGGGGCCCGAAAUGGAUGAAACAUCGCCCUGCGUUCAACUUGGACAAAGUGCUCAUAGUAUAUAACGCGGCGCAAAUUGUAGCCUGUCUUUACAUUUUUGUUAAUUCUAUAUACCUCGCGUGGGGCUGGAAAUACAAAUGGAUUUGUGAACCUGUCGACUAUUCAAACACACAAGAAGCAAUAUAUAUUGCUUGGAUUUGUUAUUUAUAUUUCCUGUUGAAAGUUGCCGAUCUCUUAGACACGGUAUUUUUCGUGUUACGCAAGAAAUUCAACCAGGUAACAUUCCUGCAUAUUUAUCAUCAUACUGGCAUGGUGUUGUUAACUUGGGGAAACAGCAAUUAUUUGGCAGGUGGACAUGGAACAUUUAUAGGUGUAAUUAAUUCGUUCGUGCAUGUAAUAAUGUACUCAUAUUAUCUACUGACUGUCAUCAAGCCGAGUGCUAAACAGUCAUUCUGGUGGAAGAAAUACAUAACCCAACUGCAGAUUCUUCAAUUCUUCUGGUGCGUAGUCCACAUGGCCAUAAUAGUCUUCAAGCCUGAUUGUGCCUACCCCCGAUGGACAAGCGCUUUAUUCCUUCCUCAAAAUGUGUUCAUGCUUAUUCUCUUCAUUGAUUUCUACAUCAAAAAUUAUAUUAGGAAACCUAAAGAUAAAAGGCAAAUAGAAAAUAAUUGUAAUGGAUCUCCUAAAUAUAACGCAGAUAAAAAUAAUAUUAUAGACCGCUUUCAUAGCACAAGCGAUAAUUUGAAAUACAAAAACGAAUUUAUACUUUUAAAAAGAGGUAAAGAGAGUAAUUUUUAUAAUGCUUUAAAUUCUACUGAAAAAGGAACUAUUAUAUACAGCCAAAAUAGUUAUUUUACUGAUGAAUCCUCAAAUGACAUAUAUGAUGAAAAUUGUGAAGAUACAGGCGAAAAAGUUGGAUAAUUUUUUUUUAUAUUUUUUCCAAUAUUAAAUACUUAUUAGAUUAUUUGUUUAAAGAUAAAAAUAUUUAAU
Manduca sexta (tobacco hornworm) is the source of this 1279-nucleotide messenger RNA. Its product is annotated as elongation of very long chain fatty acids protein 7. Gene Ontology annotation, molecular function: fatty acid elongase activity. Gene Ontology annotation, cellular component: endoplasmic reticulum membrane. Lineage: Eukaryota; Metazoa; Arthropoda; Insecta; Lepidoptera; Sphingidae. Bases 146 to 1210 code for a protein of 354 amino acids. Gene Ontology annotation, biological process: fatty acid elongation, saturated fatty acid; very long-chain fatty acid biosynthetic process; sphingolipid biosynthetic process. The record is from RefSeq and is a predicted model, not a curated record. The transcript has 6 exons.